This is a messenger RNA of Paramuricea clavata, 1755 nucleotides long. The record is from the annotation of a GenBank genome assembly. Lineage: Eukaryota; Metazoa; Cnidaria; Anthozoa; Malacalcyonacea; Plexauridae.
AUGAAUCAAGAAGUAAGGGAAAAGGUUGCUAAUUUGUUGGAUGAAGCUUCCAAGCUUUUAGUUGAUGUUGAUUCACAACGAAGUACAUCUACAGCGAACCAUUCCAGUACAGGCAGCAGUCAAUCCAGUGCCAGUGUCAACAAUUCAAGUCGUUCUACUCGAAGAAAUGGUGGGACUUCUAGUAGAUCCAGCUCUGCCUCAACUUCCUCAUUGUUGGGAGAAUCCCUUCAGAGAGCGCAAAGUAUGCUGCAAGCAAGUUCUUCUUCCGGACUUUUUAGACGUUUAAAUAGAACUGAAAGAUUAAGAGCAUCGUCCCCUUAUCAGAACAACAGACAAUCAACAGCCCAACCAACUAAGGAGAAAGUUAAGAAAGCAAUGGAGUUUGCAUUGAUCGGAUGUUGGCCGGAUGAUGAAGAUGAACCGCAUCAUCUCAAGUGGGAUUCAGUUAUUGCAAGUGGGAUGCUUACGCUACAUGAAGAUGACAAUGAAAAGAGCAUAAGAAAUGCCAUUAAAGAAUCUCUAGCAGCAAAAUUUCCAUCCCUGGGUGAUAAUGAUUUUGAUUUUGUUAAAGUUAGGCACAAGGCAAUUACAAUUCUUCAGCUGGGACCAGGGACUGAAUUUAAUUAUGCUGUGGUGAAAAAAAUGGCUGGUCAAGGACUGCUAUAUGUGAAAGUGAAGCAAGGGUAUGAAUUCCUGUAUGACUCCGAUAAUGAAAGCGAUGCGGCGUUACUGAAGAUACCUAUGGAACCUGAAAUCGAAAUUGUCAAUGUUGAUGAAACCAAGGCAGUUGCAAGUGCUUGUUCAGCAGUUCCUCCUUGUGUUAGCACUGUGACAGUACACCUAACAGAGAACGAAGAUCCAGAACCACUGAAAACAGACCCCAACCAGCAAGAGUCCUCAGCCUGUACAAAUGCUGUUGAUGUCUUGAUAAAUGAAAUAGCAAACCAACGGCUGUCCGAACCAGUGGAAAUUUUACGGUUCUUACAAAAGAACUUAGUAGAGGGAAGAGUGUUAGAUGUUCAAGAUACAUCAAACACCCCAGAAGGUGAAACCAAUUAUAUUUGUGUUGAUAGACAUAACAUUCUGGCAUCCACAUUCUCAGAACUAGAGGCAAUACAAAAUUUUCAUAUUACAUUUGAAGUUGACUUUAUUGGUGAAAUGGCAAGGGAUCUGGGAGGACCAAGAAAGGAGUGGAUCCGUUUAAUGAAUGCUGCCAUGAAGGAAAAGUAUUUUGACAAAUGUCUCCGAGAAUACCUGGCAGAUGAUUACUAUCAUGUAGACAUCAUGAUAGGUAUUGCUUUGCUUCAAAAUGGCCAAAUACCAACCUUUAUGCCUUCUGAUGUGAUUGACAGUUUGGUCUCAUCACAAAUUGAAAAUUCUUGCAUUGCUAAAUUACAGCAAGGUCUAAAUGUUUUUGGCCUUGCUAGAAUUAUGCAAAAGUUCCCGAUCCUGCUCUAUUUGCUCAGACACAACAACCAAACGAUGUCAGCAAAGAUGGUUCUUAAAUUGCUUGCACCCACUUUCUCUGAAGAAGGAUCUUCAGUUUAUUUAAAGGAAAAGGCAUUGUAUGCUUUGUUUGUGAAGUAUGUGAGGCAGGUGGCCAGUGGGAGAAGAGAACCGAUCACAUUGAGUUCUCUUCUUAUUUUUGCAACUUGUGCUGCAGAAGAACCACCACUGGGGUUUACUGUUCAUCCAUCAAUUACAUUUUGCUGUGGAGACGAAGAGGUACAGCAUGCUUUAACAAUGUUCUUUUAA